AUGGGUGCUCAUAAAACAAGAACAACUUCUUACCACCCACAACCUGAUGGAAUGGUAGAACGAUUUAAUCAGACAUUGGAGAGGUACCUAGCAAAAGUUGUGGAAAAUCGGCAACAGGACUGGGACAAGCACAACCAACCGUUUUUGUUGUCAUAUCGAAGCGCUGUUCACGAAAGUACAUCAGUGACACCAGCUUUUGCAAACUUUGGAAGAGAGUUACGUCUGCCUGCAGACCUGAUCACCGGAAUACCACCUGAUUCCCUACGAUAUAUAACGGAUAAUGGAAAUGACUUGCGAAACAAAAUGAAUGACAUUUAUGAGCACGUCAGACAAUCGGGCCACCAAAUGUCUGAAUAG
Molecule: messenger RNA, 357 nt
Organism: Parnassius mnemosyne (clouded apollo)
Lineage: Eukaryota; Metazoa; Arthropoda; Insecta; Lepidoptera; Papilionidae
Source: the annotation of a GenBank genome assembly